CGCGCGAUAUCCACAUCAACCCCCAACCCCGCCACACCAGACGCAGAACCAUGGCCGAAGCUGCAGCAAGCGGCGUCCCUACCUUCAAGCUCGUGCUUGUCGGUGACGGUGGUACUGGAAAGACAACCUUCGUCAAGCGCCAUUUGACGGGAGAGUUCGAGAAGAAGUACAUUGCGACACUUGGAGUAGAGGUCCACCCGCUUGGCUUCACAACCAACUUGGGCCCUAUCCAGUUCGAUGUCUGGGACACCGCAGGUCAGGAGAAGUUCGGUGGGCUGCGCGAUGGUUACUACAUCAACGGCCAGUGCGGUAUCAUCAUGUUCGAUGUAACCUCGCGCAUCACAUACAAGAACGUGCCCAACUGGCACCGUGACUUGGUCCGUGUCUGCGAGAACAUCCCCAUCGUCCUCACUGGAAACAAGGUCGACGUCAAGGAGCGCAAGGUCAAGGCAAAGUCCAUCACUUUCCACCGCAAGAAGAACCUCCAGUACUACGAUAUCUCGGCCAAGUCCAACUACAACUUCGAGAAGCCUUUCCUCUGGCUCGCCAGAAAACUUGUCGGUAACCAGACUUUGGACUUUGUAGCCGCCCCUGCCCUGGCUCCUCCUGAGGUCCAGGUCGACCGCGCUGUCCUUGAGCAGUACCAGAAGGAGAUGCAGGACGCUGCUGAUAUGCCCCUGCCCGACGAGGAUGACGCCGACAUCUAGAUGUAGCCGCUCGCGGAUGGCUAGAGCGCCAUAAUGGGUAUCACGACAGGGUUCACAGAAAUUAGCGGUCUGGAACAGCAUGAUGGACAGCUUUCGGACACUUUCAACGAAAACGGGCACGACGGAACGACGAACGGAGGAUCUCUUCCGAGGGCGGAGCGCUGGACUAGCUGGCGUUUCCGAUGAAUGAAUAACAUAGACGACUAUUGGCUUCAAACACUAUGCCUCAUUUCUUGAUAUUGCUUUUCAUGUUAUAUUUCAAGAGAGCUGUAGCAAACAGACGGCUUUUCAGAUUCUACAAGAGAUAUCAAGUAUAUCCCGUAACCAAAGAACAUACAG
Messenger RNA from Dothidotthia symphoricarpi CBS 119687, 1046 nucleotides. Its product is annotated as GTP-binding nuclear protein-like protein Ran. Gene Ontology annotation, molecular function: GTPase activity; GTP binding. Gene Ontology annotation, biological process: protein import into nucleus; ribosomal subunit export from nucleus. Gene Ontology annotation, cellular component: nucleus; cytoplasm. Bases 51 to 707 code for a protein of 218 amino acids. The transcript has 5 exons. NCBI's taxonomy places the organism in Eukaryota, Fungi, Ascomycota, Dothideomycetes, Pleosporales, Dothidotthiaceae. The record is from RefSeq and is a predicted model, not a curated record.